CUUUUAGUCUUAGGCAGUUGACUACCAGCCAAAACACCUAUCUUAGUUUUUAGUGGAUAGCUUCUUUAUUUUCCUCAUGUUUACUCAGAAUCCUUAUCACAUAUACUUGCUUCAAUAGUAGCAUCAACGGGUGUGGAGAGGGUGACAACAAGAAAUUAUCCUUUUCCCCCUAUUUUCCCUGCUCAUUCAGUUGCUUUUCCUCUCCUGAGGGAAAUCACGAGUAAAAUUUACCGCUUAUUAGCCGCAUUGAUGAGAAACACACUAAGUGGACAUUGUUAUUUCUUAUGACUAAUACAUACCAACCAAGCCUCAGGCAUUUGCUGGGCCACAAGGAGAAACUCUUCCAAAUAUCCCUGUUUCCCAAUUUGCAUCCACCUGGGAUUUGCUGCUGGGGUAAGUCACUAGAUGGAUUUUGUAAAAGUCCCCUCCCUAUGAGCCAACAUGAACACAGGAAAGGGCCGGGGGAAGAGGACAGAGCAGAUCGAGUUAUUCCACACUUUGGGAAGCAGGAAUAGCUUUUGUCAUCUUCCUCUGGGGAGCAGGCAUAGAGACCUAAACUGAUUGAAAAUGGGUGGAGGAAGAACUUCUAUGCCCACGAACAACAUGUGAAGAGUGAGAGAAAACCAAACAUAAAGUAAGGAGGAUACGAGUGCACAUUCCAGAGGAAAGAAUCCAGGAAAAGGAAGAGCAAGCAGAUCAAGAUGUGUAGCUCUGCGAAUGCCAAGUUGUGGUUUUUGACAGACCGUCGCAUCAUGGAAGACUAUCCCCAAAAAGAGAUACUACGUGCUCUAAAGGCCAAGUGUUGUGAGGAAGAACUGGAUUUUAGAGCUGUGGUGAUGGAUGAGGUGGUGCUGACAAUUGAGCAAGGGAAUCUGGGGCUGCGGAUUAAUGGAGAACUAAUCACUGCCUACCCCCAGGUGGUGGUAGUGAGAGUUCCAACUCCUUGGGUACAAAGUGAUAGUGACAUCACUGUUUUGCGCCACCUGGAGAAGAUGGGAUGUCGGUUAAUGAACAGGCCCCAAGCCAUCCUGAACUGUGUUAAUAAGUUCUGGACAUUUCAAGAGUUGGCUGGCCAUGGUGUUCCUCUACCAGAUACUUUCUCUUAUGGUGGCCAUGAAAAUUUUGCUAAAAUGAUUGAUGAAGCAGAAGUAUUAGAGUUCCCAAUGGUAGUGAAGAAUACGCGGGGUCAUAGAGGCAAGGCUGUUUUCUUGGCCCGAGAUAAGCAUCAUUUGGCUGAUCUAAGCCAUCUUAUUCGCCAUGAAGCUCCGUACCUGUUCCAGAAAUAUGUUAAAGAGUCCCAUGGGCGUGAUGUAAGAGUGAUUGUUGUAGGAGGCCGGGUGGUUGGCACCAUGUUACGCUGUUCAACAGAUGGAAGGAUGCAAAGCAACUGCUCACUAGGAGGUGUGGGGAUGAUGUGCUCAUUGAGUGAACAAGGGAAGCAGCUAGCUAUCCAGGUGUCUAAUAUCCUGGGAAUGGAUGUGUGUGGCAUUGACCUGUUGAUGAAAGAUGACGGCUCCUUCUGUGUCUGCGAAGCCAAUGCAAAUGUAGGUUUCAUCGCCUUUGAUAAGGCUUGUAAUCUAGAUGUAGCUGGUAUCAUAGCAGACUAUGCCGCCUCCCUUCUGCCCUCUGGCCGGCUCACCCGGCGUAUGUCCCUGCUCUCCGUGGUGUCCACUGCCAGUGAGACUAGUGAGCCGGAGCUGGGUCCCCCAGCCAGCACUGCUGUCGACAACAUGAGCGCAAGUUCCAGCUCUGUUGACAGCGACCCUGAAAGCACGGAGCGGGAGCUGCUCACCAAGCUCCCAGGGGGCCUGUUCAACAUGAACCAGCUGCUAGCCAAUGAGAUCAAACUCCUGGUGGAGUGACUCCACUGGUAAAUAAUUACCCAACAAAACCCUUGUAAAACGUACUACUCCCACCCCCCCCACCCCCCAUUAUUAUUUUUUAACCAAACUUGCAAUGCUGUUCAUGGAAAACGCUCAGGAAGAUGAGAGAAAAUUGAGUUGAGAGAAGAAGAGGGAGAUAGACAAUACCUCUGCUGUUACCAUGUGACUCCUUUUAAAAAAAAAUAAAUCCUCCAGAUCUAGCUUGAAAAUAGGCAGAAGAAGUGGAAUAUGGAAACACAUCAAGUUUUCAUACGUAGCAUUUUAAAUUACUCAAGUAUUUCUAUGCCUUUGGACCAUGAGGAAUAUUCACUUUUUUUUUUUUCAUGGUCUUUUGUUUUUGUAUAGUUGGUAAAAAUUUCAGAAUCAUAUGACUUUGUAUUAAAACAUUUGUGUUGGUUAGGGAAAACAUCGGCCAAAUUAGAGGAAUUUUAAAAAAAUAUAAAUCUUAAACUUCUGCCUUUUCCAUAUUAACUAGCAGUUGUAUGUCUCUAUAAUUGUUUAUCAAAUCUUAAGGAACUCAUUGGUUUUCUAAUUCUUUUUGUUGUUGUUGCCUCCCCCUCUCCCCGCCCUUUGAUUUAGGUGGAAGGGCAAAGUAAAUAACACCCAAUAAAGACUUUUUAAUGACAAAAUUGGCAUGUUUGCAUGAUGAAAGUGAAAUGAACAGUAUUGCAAUGUCUGGCAUACAAAAUAACAUUUACUCCAAUGUAGAUAAAAUUACAUUAGUUUAAAAUAUGUGCAUUGCCUUGUAUUUGUUAGUGUUUUAGUCUUUGAAGGAUAUAUGCUCUGUUAAUGUUGCUUUUUUUUUUUUUAAAUACAUGCUAGUCUAACAUUUCCUGCUUUAUGCCUGCAUCUUUCACAAUGGCCAAAGUGAAGAAAAUGUUACCUUUUCUGUUAACAAGACACUGAUUUGAAGUACACGUGCAUUAUUUUUUCACUUUUUCUUUUGGUGGUUGGACAAGGGUAAAGACAAAAAUUUGGGGGACCGAUCAAGGGCCUAUACGUUCUUGGGUAUAAAAUGGAAGUGAUUUCUAAGGCCAACAUUAUAUAUGAAUUUUUCAUAUUUUAGGAGGGAGUGUGUGUGUGUGUGCUUUUCUCUGUGUGUGUGCACACAUGCGUGUGUACGUAUUUUGCUUUUUGUUUGCAUCAUCCAGUCAAAAAUGAUAGACCGUACAAACUGGAGCAUGAUGGGAAACACGUUUCAUUUUUAAAAAUUGAGUUGUGCUCAUAACUAAACUCCAGUGGGGUAGCGAAAACUACCUGAAGAUGUAAGGAGAAUAGAUACUUCCUAGCCUUUCUGUGUAUAUGUCGGUUGUUUGGUUUAUUCUUUGGUUCUAGACUGUUCAGUGUAUGGUUUAUUCAAGGCUACAUGCUACUCUUUUAACACUUACAGCUAUGCAUUUUCCUUCUCUUUUUAAUCCUAGAAUUUGGGGUGGAGUGAACUGGACUUUUUCUGUUGGGGAACUUAGUUAGCAGUGUUGAGCCCUACACUCUAUCCUUCAGUAUUUUCCAUUCUAUAUUUCUUUUAAGUUCUGAAUUUAUAAAAACACCCAAACUGCAUAUGAUAUGAGCCUUUAAAACAUGGGUAAUAACUACUCCAAAGAAUGGGUUUAGAAGGUGUGUUAAAACUAGAGAAUGCUACAAAAUGCAGCAUAAUUUUUUAUCAUCAAGUUCUGUCACCCUACAAUCCUCUGAAACUUUUACCCAAGCUUUCUUGCCUCUUCAAUGCCAUUUUCCUUCAGAUGGACCUUAAACAUAAUUUCUUGGACUCUACUAGGGAGGCUUCGAGGCAAUAAUAAAAGACCAGUAUUAACCAGCUCUAACAGAGGUUUGAUCAUGCUUACGUGUACAGUUUUUCUCUCAUUAAAAGGAAUGUAAUAAAAUUUGUUUUUACCAUAGAAUGAAAUAAUAUUAAAAUUGAGUGAAAGGUUGAUUGUUGACAAAUAGAAUAGUACUUAAUCUGUGCAGUGUUUCAUUUCACCUCAUAAAAACACACAUAAGAACUUCUAAUUUACAUUAGGAUAUUCUAAUCACAUCUAAAAUAAUGAGUUGAACAGGGUUAGUGGGAGACUCAGACCACACAUGUAAGUAUUGGUGCUUGGUACCAUUAGCAGAAGUGUAUGCUUGGAAUUUCUUUCACCGAGUUGACCGUACAUUGGGAAAUUUGUGUUAUUCAAUAGCAGAGAAAUAAAAGAAGACAAAUUCCCGCUUAGUUAAUUCAUAUGCUUGUGUAGAGACCACCAGGAAGCCACUUGCAAUAGUUAUACUUUAGUUAUAUGUCACACAUACAUAAAUGAAUGGAAAUAGAACAAUCUCUUUUUGAGAAAAAACCCAAGGUUUGUAUUAGUGGGAAAAGGGACUAGGAAAAUCUGUAGUUAGCUUUUUAAAAUCUCCAUCAAGUUAAUCAACUAUAAGAAAUAUCUGAAAAUUAUUUGCCCUGCAGUUUUUACUUACCAUUUUACUUACCAUUCAUCUAUCUUUUGUUCACUCACACUAUGUUAAAAUAUAACUGUAUCAAGCAACUUCUUGGAUAUACACUGACACGUUAGAAUGAAAAGGGAAAGAACGGUCGGUCACCUUAUACUUCAAAGCCAUGCUUAUCUGCUUGUACUCCCUCAGAAAUUAAGGUAAAGAACACAGGAACAAAAAAACCUAGAAGAACCUGAAUGAAAUAACAGCUGGUAUUUAAGUGAAAGUUAAGUUCAUUUUAAUAAUUGUGUAAUACCUUUUGUAUAAUUUCCAUUGCUAUUUUGAUAGGUAAAAAUGUUUAUGUCAAAUAUGUUUGAUGAUGAUUAUAUCAAAAUUUGAAUUCUUGUAAUAUUUGUACAUUGUAAAAAUUGUAAUUAUUAACUGUAUCUUAAAAAGUCAUCCUUUUUUAUAUUGUUUUAUGUAAUCUAAUUUGAAGACCGGACUUAAAUAUAUGUAAAUAAUCCUUCACAUAUAUAAGUAUGAAGUAUUCAUAAACUAUUUAAAAAUUUUAAUGGUUUUUUUCCUUUUUACUGCCUAUAAUUUGCUGGCUUUUUCUCCACUGAACUUUGAAAUCUUUCUUUGUAUGCUCUCAAUAAGAAAACACCUUGGAACAUUAGAGAUAUUCAGCAAGAGACUUGAUUUCAUCAAACACUUUAUCAAACUUUGAGAAUGUAUCGGAGGCAUUAAAAGAAGUCAUUGACUUUUAAAAUCAUCUUUUUUCUGAAGGAGAAAGCAAUGGAAAAACAAAUCCUCUACAUUCAGUGAAUCCCCAGUUUGGGGACCUGGGGGCUUAGAGACGUUGUGAAUCAAAUCUUAUGUUAUAUUUUUCUCCUGGCUCACUCUUUUUGAGAAGGUUUAUGGGCCAUAUGGCUGGUGAGACACGAUCCCCUCCUAAGAAAAUGUAGGUGCUCAGACAGGUAACCUCCACUGCUACUGUUUUUAUUUGUUUGUUUGUUUCAUUUCAUUUAAAAUUUGUUUUUGUUGUACUAGGAUUUUUAAAAAUAAUAUAUUACAGGAUUUGUAUCAGGUUCACUGCUCUUUUUUUCUUUUUUUCUUCCUUUAAAAAAAGCAAAACAAAACAAAAGUUUCAUUUAAAAUACAUUUAGGCGCCUUUGAAGCUUGGAUUUUUGGAAUGUUUCAGUAGUGGACAGAAAUCUGCUGUUGGAAUCUUCUAGUCUUCCAGGUUUAAUUUGACAUAUUUUCAGUUUUGCUUUUGGAUUUUUCUGUGGUAUUUUAUUUCCUUUAUGCCAGUGCCCUUUUGCCAUGCUGUUUUGGGGUGGCUGCCUAACUUUAAUGAAAGUUAUUUCUAUAUUAAUGGAAGUUUGGCAUUUUAAAUUCCUAAAUGUUUUGCAUUUUUAAAAAAUUGCUUUGGAAGAAAUAUUCUAACUGUUUGCACUAUUACUGUUCUUUGCCAGCCUUUUCAGGAGCCAAAAAAUCAAAAACAAACAAACCAAAUAUUACCCAGAGAAAAACCUUUCCUUCUUCCCCCUUCCUGAUGAUGAGUGAGAAGUAUUGAGAACUUUCGGGGUCAGUGCCCUUCUAAACUCCCCUUCCCCCAAUAAUGCAGCUGUAUAAUGAAUGGUAAAUGCAGCGGUUUGGAUUCAGGCACAGCCCCAGCCUGCGUGCAGGUUACAGUCAGACAGACAUCCCUGUGCCCCAGUUCCCAGAAGCACAGCAGGCCUCUAGGAGCAUCCGUGGGAACGGCGCAGUCCUGACAUCACCAACUCCUGCUCAGGCUCAUCCCAUAUCCAGAGGUCAAAGGGUGGGGUGUGAGAUUGGGGGAAGGAAUGAGAAAGAAAGGAGAAACAAUGUAACUGCCAUACUGCUGCUUUUUAGCCUUUGGUGUUUAUGUCAUUGUGCUUAUUUUAAGUUGGCAAAGCUGUCCAUGUUUUUCUUUGGGAAUGAAGGUAAUGGGAGGGUGGAACAAAGCCAAGCCAUUACUGCUAUUACCAGUUCAUUAUUGGAUACUAGUCUUUAGUAGCUAAUACAGAACUUUGAAACUGAGUCUCAGUUACAACAAGGAUGGAAAUUGAAAUGAACCCCAGGAUCUUAGCAAACAGAACAGUUUAUGUGCUGUCAGCUCCCCAUAAAACGCCUAUAACGAUUUCCCUGUUUUUCCUAAAUUCUUGUAUGUAUGUCUACAUUUGGAGGAAAUGUGCAUUCAUGGUCAGACCUUUUUUAAAAAUAACAAUAUAUUACUCUCUUGAAAAAAAUAUGCCCAGUGUUUAUAUGGGCAUACAAAUGCUACCCUAUUUUAAAUGUAGGUGGCGUUUAUGUUCGUGUUUAAAUGUAUUCAGAGCCAUUGGGCAAUAAGCAGUCCAGAACAUUGAAAACUCAAAAAGGUAAAGCCCCUUACACUCUUAGUUUCUAAAAUUACUCAUUUAUACUGCUGCAUUUUCCACAGUUCCUUUGGUAGACUCUGAACUUAGAUUUUGCCAGAGUUGGAGACCAACUAGUUAAAUCUCUUAAGUUAUAUUUAUUCAUGGAUUGUAGGAAAAGGUGGCGAUGGAAACUAUAACGAAAGAAAAUUGCUUUGUGAGAUGGUUGUAUGUUUAAAUCUUUUUGAAAUUCUCUCAGUUCAGCAUGAACAUUGAUCAUACAUUGUUUGGUUUCUGUGAUUGGGUGUUGUUUUUGUUUUGGUGGAACUUCUUUGGGGGAGGUUUAGGGAGACAUGAGGAAGUUGGUAAUAGAAAAAUGUAUAAAUAGAAAUUAAAAUAAUUUUUCUGGUUAAUCUGAAUAGUAAGCAAGAACAUUUUCUAUAUACCCUUCUGCUGCAGCAGAGAAAUAAACCGAUAGGUGGUAGCAGAGGAAGGAGUUCUUCAGACUGAUGGCUACUGAUUUAAAGUCCACAUAGGAAAAAGAGCAUGAGCUAUCAAAUGAAGCAAGGAGUCAGGAGACAGAAAUACUAUUAAGACUGCUGGAAUUUUACUGUAAAUGGUUGGUUUGAAGUAACCAGCGAUCCUUUUUGCUUACCUCAUAAAGAGAAUGGAUGAAUUUGGCCGUAUGCUUUUUCAAGUGGAAGAUAGAAAUACACAGAACACGGAAGCAAUUCUUUAGCCAUUUUGACUUGAUAUGUUUUCUAAAAUAAAAAUCACUGAAUGAAA
Echinops telfairi (small Madagascar hedgehog) is the source of this 7453-nucleotide messenger RNA. It is a transcript of the gene RIMKLB, whose product is annotated as ribosomal modification protein rimK like family member B. Gene Ontology annotation, molecular function: metal ion binding; ligase activity, forming carbon-nitrogen bonds; ATP binding. Gene Ontology annotation, cellular component: cytoplasm. Bases 702 to 1862 code for a protein of 386 amino acids. The transcript is spliced from 8 exons. NCBI's taxonomy places the organism in Eukaryota, Metazoa, Chordata, Mammalia, Afrosoricida, Tenrecidae. Gene Ontology annotation, biological process: protein modification process. The record is from RefSeq and is a predicted model, not a curated record.